Messenger RNA from Seminavis robusta, 441 nucleotides. The record is from the annotation of a GenBank genome assembly. Lineage: Eukaryota; Bacillariophyta; Bacillariophyceae; Naviculales; Naviculaceae.
AUGGCCAAUCUCAUCAAGUCUGUUUUGAGAGACUACGAUCGUCUCCUUGUUGACUGUGAGGCUUAUGGCCAUGAUAUGGCAAUCAUCCUCCAAAUGCGAAAGGACAAUCCACCUGUGCAAGUCCCAUGGCAUCGCUCCGAGGCAAAACCGCUUCUUGAAAAAGACAUCGAUGAGAAGAAGCAUCUUGAAAUUGACCCUGAAACAGGAGAGAAGAUCAAGCCUCGACAGCUGUAUCAGUCCAGAGUCGAAUACAGAGAAUACAAGCUCAAAGUGUUUCGUGAUCAUCUCUACCAAGAGGUGAAAAAGCGAGAGAGAAAGCAAUUUAGGUUUGAGAAGAAGAAUUCAAGAACCAAGACAAAGCAGAAGCUCCGUGCACCAGCAACUGUAGUUGAAGGUGGGCCAACUUACCAUGACGGGUAUCCACGAGAUGAGGAGAGUUAA